AUGGUCCCUUUCAGCAUCACAGCCGGCGCUAUUGGCAUUACUAACGUCGCUACAACUAGUAUUGUGCAACUGCGCAGCCUUGUCGACAAUCUCUCCGAGGCUCAAGAAGUAGUUGCAGACAUCAUCUCUAGCCUAGACAACAUAGAGCGUCCACUAGCCGCGCUCGAAAAACUCAGCAUCCCAAAUGAGGCUACAUCAAUCGCCGUCAAGGAGGACCUCUAUAAAGCUGGUGUCGCCGAAGCAGUUAACAGCUGCGGCUAUGCCUGCAAAAAGUUCCGGGAGGAUUUGACAAAGUGGACGAAGCAUUCCAACGCGACAAAACUGUCUCUUCGAGACCGCUUUUCUGUCGGUGUUUGGAACAAAGAAAAGAUCCGCACGUUUCGUACACAGUUACAGUGGUGCGAGAACACUGUGCAUUUUGCUGUUACAAGCACGCAGCUUAUGAUUCAAUUACGAUCCGAGAAAACGUCUGAGGCUGAUCGUGAAAGUCUGAGAAACCAGUUGCAAACUUUCGAGACAAAAAUCAUGGGACACAUCGACCUCACCAAACAUCAGCAAGACGAAGCCCAGACAAGAAAGCGCGAGCUAGAAGAGGAGCCUGAGGAUGAGGAAUACGGGGGUGCUAUUCGACUAUUAGCUAUCCAGGAAGUUGAAAAGCAGUCAUGCUUACUCGAGACCGACCAAGUGUCCUGCGGAGUGGUCUUCUCGCAGGUACAAUCUAAACGGAGUGGCCAAGAGAUUAGAAACGUCAUCACUUCAGCUAACUCAAACGCACAUGUAGGGAUGCCAGCGAGCGUAGUAGGGAAGAUUAACCAGCGCAUCUCAAACAUCAGAACUGAUAGAGGCUCAACAGCUUAUGUAGGCGUAUUUUAG
Molecule: messenger RNA, 873 nt
Organism: Bipolaris maydis ATCC 48331
Lineage: Eukaryota; Fungi; Ascomycota; Dothideomycetes; Pleosporales; Pleosporaceae
Source: RefSeq, a predicted model, not a curated record